Molecule: messenger RNA, 7121 nt
Organism: Clarias gariepinus (North African catfish)
Lineage: Eukaryota; Metazoa; Chordata; Actinopteri; Siluriformes; Clariidae
Gene: rab11fip3
Product: RAB11 family interacting protein 3 (class II)
Exons: 14
Coding region: 382-4518 (1378 amino acids)
Biological process (GO): endocytic recycling; regulation of cytokinesis
Cellular component (GO): midbody; endocytic vesicle; recycling endosome membrane
Molecular function (GO): calcium ion binding
Source: RefSeq, a predicted model, not a curated record
UAUUCCAAAACAGAAAAGUCAAUGUGAUGCUAUUUUAUAAUUUUUAGACUGCAUCGUGGAUCAGGGGACGUUAUUAAAGUUAGAAUUGAAGGGGGAAAAAAAACAUGAAACAGAGCAACCUUUCAUGCCUGAAUAAAUAAAUGAACCCGAGCUAAAACUUGGCGAUACUGUAGUGAAACAAACACAGUCGCUAUCCUGGAGUUAAGCUGAGGCGGUUAAUUAUUUACCUUCAAACACACUUGCCCAUGGCGCUCAGCCGCAUUUCUGCAGCGGACGCCAGUUAACUCGCAAUUUCAAACAUUAUUAUAAAAAAAGGAGUUUUAUAAAAAAAAGGAUACCUCCUGGAGCAUCGACGCUGCCGGAGAGGAACGGCGCUCCUAAAUGGAGCAGGUUCUCUCCAGCCCACGAGGUCAUUCCGACUGGGAAUCUGAUCAGAAUUCGCUCGGGUUUCUUCUUUUGGAUAAUGACGACGAAGCUGCCGCCACUGAUGGAGGCCACGAAAACGCUGAGAGACAUCACAGGCGAGAUGGUGGUAUUGUCUCUCUGAGCUUUGAUGAGAUAUUUCAGGACAACUCUUUGAAUCUGGAUGAAUUAUUCCGGGCGUCUCGGUAUUCUGGAUUAGAUCAGGCGUAUCCAUGGGAGCGAGGUUCCGACUGUGUCAUUCCGUCAUGGGAUAAACAGCAGUCUGUUCAAGAGCAACUGGCUGAAGGGGACUGCGGUGAAACGUCACAUGAUGUGGACACACCAGAUCUCAUCAGUUUUAAUUCUACUGCACCCAGUCCUACACACACUUGCACCUCUAUGCAGGCUGUGGACGUUUUGGGACCCGUAGUAGAGAUUAAUUCCGAGUGCCCUUUAGAUGGCCUCAUAGGCCAGCUUCCGCUGGACCCCUUGCUGGACCAGACACUCUCGGAAACCCUGGCUGAUCAUAGGACUAGUGAGAGUCCAGCCUCACACUGGACAACAGAUUUGACCUCCUCACAAACCACACCAGAGAAAUUGACGGAUGUUGCUGAGGAAAGCUCAACUAGGACUGCAUCCAGUAAUUUUAUAACUUUGCCCCUUAUCAACGAUUUGUCUUCCUCAUCACAAUGUUUGGUUUCCCACCCUGACAUCUCAGAUGCAUUCAUACCAACGCUGUUUUUGGAGUUACCUGUACAACCAUGUGAUGAUAUCCUCCAGACAGCAGAGACUACAAUCACAGGAUUGUUUUUAGAACAGGAGAGUGAUAUACCAUUAAUUAAUAACACGAUAUCUAAUGAAAUGCCUGAGGUUUUGUCCAGGCCACAGUCACCUUCGGGAAUGUCAGCAUCGAGGAAACCAUCUGUACAAGAAAGAACUUUUGCAGGAUCAGACUCUGAGGUCAACCCUGGGACAGCACCAAAGUCAAUAGCGACCAAUGGUCCUCCUUCAUGUGAUUAUGAAAUGAGUGUAGAAAUGAAAGACGUAGUGAAGAGCGACGUAACACCUAAUGACUCUGAGGUGCGGGAGCUUAAAUAUGAUUUCAGUGCAGCAGUUUUGUUGUCAUCACCCACAUUCGAAUUUGAGCAAAUGGCACCAGUAGAGUCCACAUUCACCUCUAACAACGCACUUUCUCCUGACGUCUUGCCUUCAUACAGUAACGAUGAGCUUCCUGUGAAUACGCAUGGUUCUGAGAGUGCCACAGUACAUUGUACUUACACUUCAUCUAAAACAUCAAGUGAAUUAGACCAUUCCGUAAACUUAGACCAUUCCGUAAUAUCCGACUUUCAUUCUAGUGACACCCAUAACCCAAAACCACUUGCCUCUGAGCAACAGAUUAUAACAGAUACACUUACCGCCUUGGAAGAAGAAUUAACUCUGAUUUCUCCUUUGGUUUGUUUAAACCUUGAUGGAAAUGCAAAGAUGGAAACAACCUCACUUGACUCUGAAUUCCAAACACACUACUUAUUAGAACAUGAUCUUUUAGAGGAAACAAGCAAAGAACAGACAAUCAACUUGUCCAAUGUGGACAUAUUAGAGAAAAUUACACAUACUCAAGCUGCUGUGGAUGCGCACGUUCAGGAGGUGGCAUCUGUUCACACGUCAGUGAACGGUACAGCUCAACACUGCCAGAACUCAAAUGACUGUAUGGCUGGGAUUAACCAGCAGCCAAACACGCAGGAUGACUCAGAGAACCAUUGCUUAGGUGCCCAUAACUAUAUAUCUAAAAAAUCAGUACCUCGAAGUGACAUUAAUGAUGAACUUCAGGAAAAACACACUCUGAUUGAAACAUUUGAUGGCAGCGUGAGUGCAACAUUAUCUGCCCCAGGAAGCCCAAAAGCUGAAGUCAUGUGUAUACGGGAGGUGAAAGAAGCUUUUGAGAGUGUUUCUGGCAUUUUAGACUCCACCCUCCUCUCAGGUGCAGAUAGUCCAGUAAGCCAAGUGGGCAUGGCACUGGAGCAGGAAAGGGGAGAGGCGACAUCAACACUCGGGUCGUCACCUGAUGUGAGGGUAGACGAGGAAACCAAUCUACCUGACCAAGCAGACCUGUCUCAGGUAGCAGAGCCACAACUGAACUCGCUUACUGAUGAGUCUCCCUGCAGAGAAACAUGUCCACCUCUGAUGGAGGACAACGUCAUUUUUCCUGACGGUCUUGACGAUGCCGAAAUGCCUCUGGAGUUAUGUGUGAGCGCAGAUACGAUUCAGGACGGGAGUGUAGGUGCAGGUGCGCUUCCAGCACCCGGGCCGCAGGAGGAGGAAGGGUCGGCACUGCGGGCUGUUUUUCAAGCUCUCGAUCAGGAUGGAGACGGGUUCGUGCGCAUCGAGGAAUUUAUGGAGUUUGCUACAGCGUAUGGAGUCGAGCAGGUGAAGGACCUGACUCGCUUUCUCGACCCGAGUGGCCUGGGAGUCAUCAGCUUUGAGGAUUUUCACAGAGGCAUCACAGCCAUCAGCAAUGGAGGAUCUGACCCAGAUCUCUACAAGCUACAGCUCACUUCAGGGGAUGCCAACGGGGUGGCCGAGGAAUACGAUGAGCAGGCGGAGGUGUCAGACAGUGCAUACCUGGGCUCAGAGAGCGCAUACAGCGAGUGCGAGACGUUUACAGAUGAGGACACGGGAGCCCUCGUCCACCCAGAACUGCACGAGGACGUCGAGACGGACAGCGGAAUCGAAAACACACUCGCCGAAAGCGAGGACCGCAACAGGUUCUCCCUUGGCUCGGAUUUGCAUGGCCACGCCCUGGUGGCAGUGAUCGGCGGGGAGGAGGAGCACUUUGAAGACUUUGGGGAAAGCAACUCCGCCUCCGACCUUUUGCUGGCCAAUCAGGAGGAGGCGAGGGCGGCCCCUGAAGGAGAGGGAGAUCCGGAGCCACACCCACACGCUGGCAGCCCGGUGCGCCGACCACCGAUGCUGCUGUCACCAAGCUCCGAGCCUUUUCCCUCCAGCUUCCAGAAUUUCCUGCAGUCGGAAUCUCUGGAGUUUUUCUGCACCCACUGUCACAAACAGAUCAGCCGCCUGGAGGAUCUCUCCACACGUCUGCACUUACUCGAAAUGAAUAGCUCCAGCAAGCGACUGUCCAGUAAAAAAGCCGCAAGGCAUUUGUUACAGUCUAGUGGUCUAGAUGGUAUGAGCGAUCUGAGCCAGGACAUUCUGGACCUUGCUGAUAGUGACAUCACUGAUAAGGUGCUACUUCUGGAACGGCGUGUGUCUGAGCUGGAGAAGGACUCGGCCACGAGCGAGGAGCAGCACGCUCGUCUGCGGCAGGAAAACCUGACCCUGGUGCAUCGCGCUAACGCUCUGGAGGAGCAGCUCAAGGAGCAGGAGCUGCACGCCGAUGAGACCCUGAACACACUCGCCCGCAAACACAGGGAUGCUCUGAGCAAGCUACAGCGCGAGAGAGAGCUGGAGAUCGAGAACCUGCAGGCCAGGCUGCAUCAGUUGGAUGAAGAGAACAGUGAGUUAAGGUCAUGCGUUCCGUGUCUGAGAGCUAACAUCGAAAGACUGGAAGAGGAGAAGAGAAAGCUCCAGGAUGAAAUUGACGAUAUAACCGACAGACUUAACGAAGAAACUGACUCGCGCAGGAAGAUGGCCGAUAAGCUGAGCCAUGAGCGACACACCAGCCAGAAAGAAAAAGAGACAACACAGGAGCUGAUCGAGGACUUGAGAAAGCAGCUGGAAAUGCUGCAGCUGUUUAAGUUAGAGACGGAGGCUCGACGAGGCCGCUCACCCGCCGCCGGACUGCAGGAGUACAACACGCAUAUGAGAGAGAAUGAGCUGGAGCAGGAAAUCCGACGUCUCAAGCAGGAUAACCGCAGUUUGAAGGAGCAAAACGAUGAGCUAAAUGGACAGAUCAUUAACCUCAGCAUUCAGGGAGCCAAAAGCCUCUUCACCGAAUCUCUGUCCGAGUCGCUGGCCGCAGAGAUCAACAAUGUCUCUCGCGCAGAGCUAAUGGAGGCCAUCCAGAAGCAGGAAGAGAUUAACUUCCGGCUGCAGGACUACAUCGACCGCAUCAUCGUAGCAAUCAUGGAGUCCAACCCUUCUAUACUGGAGGUCAAGUAAUCACCACGACAACAGACCCUGAACACAUGACCGCACCAAGGCUGUGCAACGAACAGAGAGGAUAUAGAUUUCUCAUUUCUAUCUCGACUACGAUUCUGCUUUCUGUCGUCAUGCCCCGUUUCAGGAAAGAGUGUGUCUGUGUGCGUGCGUGUGUUUGGAAACAGUGUAUGUUUGUUCCUGUGACUUCCCUGUAGGGAGUGAGGGGCUCAAACCCUUAGAGGUGUGUGUACACACACACACACACACACACACACACACACACACACGCACAUGCGUUAAUUGGCUAUUUCAGUAUUAAUGACCUUAUGAGCCGUAGUGCGACACUAUGCAUUUCUAUCACCACACAUACAUAAGCUACAGUAUUUAUAUUCAAUCAUAUUUCUUUUUUUUUUUUUUUUUUUAAAUCCCUGGACAAGUCUUCUUGUUGUUUAAACUUCUGGUUCUUAAAGAAGUGUCCAUGAUCUAUAUCUAGGUCUCUGUGAAUACUUUUUUUUAUUAAAACUCGCACGACAGUGACGAGCAGUAUCGACCAAUAACAUGGUCACUGCGGUUAUCAUUUGUUUAUUAUAGUUAAAAGCCGAUUUGACUGUCCUCUUAAAAAUAAAGGACAAUUGAAAUAAUAAAAUCUGUGCUGAAGCAUGAGAAACACUCGUUCUCUAGGUGCAACAUUUCGAGGACUUGUCUAAUAUUUUAGAGGAAUACGUCUAGUAAGUGCCUCCUGGGAAUAUAACGUGCAUAAACUACUUGGAGUGGAUGUAUUUUGUUUUGUUUAACUGUUUUUUAUGUUAGCACGCGCACACACACAAGUACAGUUGUUGUUUUGAGUUUUUGUUUGACUUGAAGUUUAGCUCUGUGAUCAACCCCAUGUGAGGGACAUGAUGUGGCCUGAAAGGGUGUGUUUGUGAUGUCAUAACUUACGAGUGUGAUGAUCUAUCUUGUUAAGCUGAUAACGAGUUUUGUGUGUGUGAACAGUUUUUGUUUUCCCUUUAUGUAUUUUUUUACGAUGAAGCAGAAGGCCGAGAGCCACGGCGCGUCGUGAAGGUUAAGGGGCGUGGCUCUGAGCCAACAUGUGCUUUCCUGCUGAGUGAACGGAGACGUCCUAUGAGGGACAUCCUCUGGGACAAAUUUAAAAUGUGUUCGUUUGCAUCGAACGACUUUGUGUAUAAGUAUAAAUAUAGAAAUUAUAUCCGUUUCCACAUGCGGAAGCUGAAGAAAACGAUUGCACUCGAAAAACUUUGAUAAAGACGGAUCCCUCGGCUGGAACGACGAGAGCUUAUUUUCUGAUUAAAUUAUUUUGAACCGAUGAGACGGACAAAGCGGAGAUGGACGUGAAAGACUUGGGAGAGCCUACUGAGACACGGGCACUCAAAUCCGCACACACAAACAUUUUUCUUUCUCCAUCUUCGACCUCGAAACAAUCCUUUACAGACUGAUUCCUCAUCCUGAUUUACUUCUUCUGUGUGUUUUAUAUAUGGAAGGAAAAGUGUAAUCUUGUCUUCCACUGUCACGUGUGUGAGAGAAUGUUUGAGGAUUUCAGGAGCUUGACUACGAGCUGAUGUACAGUAUUACACUUAAUGUAGUACCGUAUUUUCCGGAUUGCAGGUGCUGCGAAGAAUAAAUAAAAAGAAAUAAAUAAAUGCAUAAGUUUGUGCGCCUUAAUAAUUCUGUUUUUAUUAGGGGUUCUACAGUAGAUAUUCUACUUCAGGAUAAUUUGACAAAAUAAAAGUUAUAGCAUAAACAAGGCGGGUACAGUAAUGUAACGCAAUAAACAAAGUAGAUUUUUUUUUUCUUUAUGCAAACAAAAUCCGGAAAAUACGGUAAAGUGAAAUGAAGUGCUAAGAUGUGUAAAUUCCAGGAGUAUGACAAUUUGUCACUACUUUUUUUUUUUCCCUUUUUGACUAAAUCCCAGUCACAUCAAAUGUAAUGACAUCAGACGGUCCGGUCUUGUGUUUCAGGUGUCUGUUCUGUGAUAUCCUGCGGUUCCUGCUUUAUUUAACACUCUAAAACACUCCAAAAAGCAAAAGCAACACUUUAUUUUCUGCGUUGUGCAAUCUAGCUCUUUAUUCAAAAUGGUCUGAACAGUUCACUUUCUUUUGCUUGGAUGUGCUGACUAGUGUGUGUGACUUCCUUCCUUUCGCUCUCUCGCUCUCUCUCUCUUUCUCUCUCACACAUAUCUUAAUAUGUAUAAAGAUACUGAUUGAUUUCUGUAUAUAUAUACAGCGUUCUACUUUUGGUCAAUCUGCACUCGCACACUUGAAAAACGUCCAAAGCAGGAGCGGGAGCAGGCGCUCCACUUCGUCACUUAGAAAAAUUGUGAAUCCGAAUUUUAGCUACGAGUAGACAUAAGACGUUCUUGUUGUAAAAAUGAAGAUGAAAUUUAUUCUGAUUAUAAAAUAACAUGUAUAGAAGGAUAAACUAGGAUAUCAGUAUUGUCUUCUGCUGCAAGUUUAUUUUUUUCUUCUUUCGAAGACGGCCCGCAAGGUGUAUUAACUCUUAUUGUCUGAGGGGCCUGUAGAUUUUUUUUCUGAGUCAUUGUAUAAAGGUGAAAAAAGAAAAUAGGAAAUGAAACCUAGAUGCGAAUCAAUAAAAAUGAACAGAUCUUA